CGUGCGUGCGUGUGUGAGUGCGCGCCAGCGAGCCUGAGUGUGUGUGUGCGCCCCGGGCGCGGGCAGGGCAGCACUCCGACCGCGGCGGGAGCCGGGCGGCCGCGUAGUCACUCGGGAGGAAGAGGCGGCGGCGGUGGCGGCCGGGGCCGGGGCUGGGGCAGCGGCGGCCGCGCUGGGCAUGGAGCUGGCAAGCCCGCGCUGAGACAGGACGAGCCUGCUAGCAGCCAGCGAGAGGCUCUCCGCCGUCCGGCGCGCGGGCUCCCCGGCAGGGGCCAAGCAAACUUUUCUUUCUCUUUUGCCAUCACUUAGAGGCGCCUGGUGCGGCGGGCGGACCGACUCCUCGGCGCAGCGGGGCCGGGGCAAGCUGGCCACGGCAUGAUGCGCGCUGUGUGGGAGGCGCUGGCGGCGCUGGCGGCGGUGGCGUGCCUGGUGGGCGCGGUGCGCGGCGGGCCCGGGCUCAGCAUGUUUGCCGGCCAGGCGGCGCAGCCCGAUCCCUGCUCGGAUGAGAACGGCCACCCGCGCCGCUGCAUCCCGGACUUUGUCAACGCGGCCUUUGGUAAGGACGUGCGCGUGUCCAGCACCUGCGGCCGCCCCCCGGCGCGCUACUGCGUGGUGAGCGAGCGGGGCGAGGAGCGGCUGCGCUCGUGCCACCUCUGCAACUCGUCUGACCCCAAGAAAGCGCACCCGCCUGCCUUCCUCACCGACCUCAACAACCCGCACAACCUGACGUGCUGGCAGUCCGAGAACUACCUGCAGUUCCCGCACAACGUGACGCUCACGCUGUCUCUCGGCAAGAAGUUUGAGGUGACCUAUGUGAGCCUGCAGUUCUGCUCGCCGCGGCCGGAGUCCAUGGCCAUCUACAAGUCCAUGGACUAUGGGCGCACGUGGGUGCCCUUCCAGUUCUAUUCUACUCAGUGCCGAAAGAUGUACAACCGGCCGCACCGCGCGCCCAUCACCAAGCAGAACGAGCAGGAGGCCGUGUGCACCGACUCACACACCGACAUGCGCCCGCUCUCCGGCGGCCUGAUCGCCUUCAGCACGCUGGACGGGCGGCCCUCGGCGCACGACUUCGACAAUUCACCGGUGCUGCAGGACUGGGUCACGGCCACCGACAUCCGCGUGGCCUUCAGCCGCCUGCACACGUUUGGCGACGAGAACGAAGAUGACUCGGAGCUGGCGCGCGACUCCUAUUUCUAUGCAGUGUCUGACCUGCAGGUUGGCGGCCGCUGCAAGUGCAACGGCCACGCGGCGCGUUGCGUGCGCGACCGAGACGACAGUCUGGUGUGUGACUGCAGGCACAACACAGCUGGCCCCGAAUGCGACCGUUGCAAACCCUUCCACUACGACCGGCCUUGGCAGCGCGCCACGGCCCGCGAGGCCAACGAGUGCGUGGCCUGCAACUGCAACCUCCAUGCUCGGCGCUGCAGAUUCAAUAUGGAGCUCUACAAGCUGUCAGGACGCAAGAGCGGGGGCGUCUGUCUCAACUGCCGCCACAACACUGCAGGCCGACACUGCCACUACUGCAAGGAGGGUUUCUACCGCGACAUGGGCAAGCCCAUCACCCACCGGAAGGCUUGCAAAGCCUGUGAUUGCCACCCUGUGGGUGCUGCUGGCAAGACCUGCAAUCAAACCACUGGCCAGUGUCCCUGCAAGGACGGCGUGACAGGCAUCACCUGCAACCGCUGUGCCAAAGGCUACCAGCAGAGCCGCUCCCCCAUCGCCCCCUGCAUCAAGAUUCCUGUAGCGCCACCCACCACCGCAGCGAGCAGUGUGGAGGAGCCGGAAGACUGUGACUCCUACUGCAAGGCCUCCAAAGGGAAGCUGAAGAUGAACAUGAAGAAAUACUGCAGGAAGGACUAUGCUGUCCAGAUCCACAUCCUGAAGGCGGACAAAGCAGGGGACUGGUGGAAGUUCACGGUGAACAUCAUCUCCGUGUACAAGCAGGGAACAAGUCGCAUUCGCCGCGGUGACCAGAGCUUGUGGAUCCGCUCACGAGACAUCGCCUGCAAGUGCCCCAAAAUCAAGCCCCUCAAGAAGUACCUGCUGCUGGGCAAUGCUGAGGACUCGCCCGACCAGAGUGGCAUCGUGGCAGACAAGAGCAGCCUGGUGAUCCAGUGGCGGGACACGUGGGCACGGCGGCUGCGCAAGUUUCAGCAGCGGGAGAAGAAGGGCAAGUGCAAGAAGGCCUAGCGCGGAGGUGGCGCGGGCACGGUGCUGGCAGGGGCUGGCAGCCUUGGACUUGGCCCACCAUGGUUUUCCUGGGAGGGGGGAGGGUGGGGGCAGGGCGAAGUCUGCAUGGGGUGGGGCCCUCAGCGGCUCCGCCCCAGCCCCCACUCUCACACCCCUGGCUGUGCCCUUGUGUGCAUGGCAGAAAGUACCCUGUGUUGACAGGCCAGGCCCUGGAGAAAUGAGGACAAGACAUAGCUACCUCAUGGUGCGCCUUCCAGAACAGAGAUGCACUUCCCUAGGGCUAGGUGGGGUCGCUGUGGAGGGGCUGGGUGCCCGAGAGGUGGGCACAGAAUGGCACAGUGGACCACAGUCACUGUGUUUGAUUGUUAUCGAAGGGGAUGUGAGAAGAACUGUGAAUUUUCGGGCCUGCAGCCUGGGCAAGGGGCAACCAGCCACCAUCAGACACUAGUCAUGCCUCCUCUUUUCUCCAUCACCUGCUGUCUAGGAAUUCCCACAGGACUCCAGACUCUGACAACAGGUCCCUAUGUCAAAGGGCCAGAUGGCACUGGGAUCAGCCAGCUUUGGGUCUCCACUGCCACCUGCUGGGCUGGUCUCCUGGGUGGAGUUCACCAUCUGUAGGGAGGGGAGGCCCCUCUUGGGACCUGCCCUACCCAGUAGGGCCGACCCAGGCUUCUGGCCCAUCAGAGGGCCUAGGGCUUAAGGACACCCCUGAAGCCCAAGCCGGGUGGUCAUUGCCUUUGCUGGAGCUGCCUGUGGGAGGAGGCACUGCAAACCAAAACCUCCCAGAGAGUUUCCUUUCUGGAAACUUGGAAACAGCCCCUUUUAUGACAUUUUCCAGGGGAGGGGGAGGGGGCACCAGCGGGGUUUAGGGCAAUGACACUAUUUGUGUAAUGACAUCAGCUCCCACAAGGCCUCACAGCAGUGUCAACAGCUGGAAAGGGCCUGGUCAGGCCUGGAAUGCCAGCGGCUAUAGAGGCCAUUUGGGCCAGACUUGGGGGAAGGAGCUUGCUUAAGUCAGGACAGGGUUGCUGCUCAGCAGGGUGCCUGGGUGUCCAAGCUGCAGGUAGGCAAGGCCAGGACAGGUCAGGUUGCAAGGGUCUAAGGGAGCUGUGACCGCUUACUGUUGCUGCCCUCACUGCUGGCCCCCAAAGGGAAAGAACAGGCUAGGUUAAGUCCACCGGAGCCCGCAGCUGUCUUGGUCUAGCCUGGGCAGUCUCAUCCAUUCCUUUCUGACUGCCUUCUGUGUGGCAGUCCCCAGGUCUUCUGUGUGCCUAGCCCUCUUUGCUCUCAGAGGCUUCCUGUCCUCAUGCAGGCAGCCCCAAGCUUCUCUGGUUUCUUCACCGUUCCCUUUGCCUGCCUCCCUGCACUCGGGCCUCCAGCCUCACGCCCCGCACACUGGAUGAGAGGCCUGGCUUCCCUCUCAGUCAGGAAAUUGGGUUCAUUUCCCCUGCCCAUUUUGGCUGCCCCCAAAGGCCAGGAAUGAAGCUCGGCUCCUUAGUGACAUGAUUCUCUCUGCAUCUCCCCAUUCUGCCCACGUCACCACUGCCAUUUACUGAGCACCUGCUUGGUGCCAGGCACUUUAUGCAGAUGCUCCUGGCUUGUCCUCAUCACAAAUCCACGAGACAGGGACUCUGGUCCUCAUUUUCACCAGUAGAGAAAGGUGUAUACGUGCCCAAGGUCACACCAGCUUUGGUACUCAGACCCUGGCCUUACCAUAAAUACACACCAGCUCUGUUAGCCCACUGGGCACAGCGGGUGGGGUUAGCACGGAGACAGGCAGCUUGUCUCUAGAGAACGCUGAGGAUGUGAGCCUGGAGAGGUCUGAGAUAGACACAGUACCACCUUUCGAGGAGACUUUGAGAGUGGCGGGGUACAAGGAGUCGUUUCCUAGAGGAUAGCCUCAGGAAGCCCUGGGGCUCAGGACAGGUGUUGGCCAUCAGAGAGGGCCUAGAGAGGUGACUCGGCUGUUCCAAGUGUGGGAAGGAAGGCUGGAAGGGUUCAGAGAGGCUGGCAGGGUGCACACAGACCAGGCCUGCCCUGGGAAGGGUCCUGGGGCUUCUCUGGUCCAAGCCUGAGGUUGGUAGUCAAGGGCCACUAUCCAGGCUCAGACAGCCAGUGUGGUUUGUUGGGUGCCAUCUGUAGCAAACAAUAGCACACUGCACAGCAGGUGUCCUGUUUCUGUAUCAGCAUAGCUUCUGUCCUGACCAGCUUCAAACUAUGAGCCUUGAGUCCUAGUCUUGCCUUGGUGUCCACUGAAGCCCCUUAACUAGUGCUGGGGGCUAGCUGAGCAACAAGACAUCUUUCUGGACAUCCACCAAGGCAUCCUGCCCUGCCCCCGAUUGCCUGGCUAUUGGGGGAUUAUGUUGUGAAUGGUCAAAUGAACCAGGUUAUGAAUGAGGUCAACGUUGCCAUCUCUGUAACUAGCCAGAAUCCAGUCCACCUCUCUGCCUGAGAGCCAGCCUUGGGGAAGCAACUGUCUUCCACCCACCCUUGACCCCACCCUAGGGAGGAGAUGGGAAGGGGAAAGGAGACGUCCUAUUGUACAGUUAGGAAGGGAUGCAGAAAAGGAAGUAGGUCUUUGCGUUUGAGAGUGUAUUAACAGAGUUGUGAUACGUAGGUCUUUGAAGAAAGCUGUACCAGGUUAGUCACUUACCGGUCGAGAUUCCCCAGCUGUCCUUCCACUCUUGAACUGGGUGGUCUGGUGCCCCUGCCACCAGAAUGCCUCAUUUGCUGACAUACAGUCACACAGUGAUAUGGGGUAAAGGAAAUGGUGUGCUCCUGGACACCCCUGUGAGCCGUGACAUCUGGAUCAGACCUUUUGUCCUGGAAAGCGGGGCAGGACCAUGGGGCUCCUUCAGAUGGGAGGGUCAGAUGCCUGAGGCAAAGCCCAGGGAGGCUGGAGUGGCCUGAGGGCCUUAGGAACUUUCUAGAACUCUGCUUCGGAAGUUUUAUACAGGCAGUGAGUACAGGCUUAGAAUUGCCCUGAGCUGGAACAAGACUGAAAAAA
This is a messenger RNA of Microtus ochrogaster (prairie vole), 5197 nucleotides long. It is a transcript of the gene Ntn1, whose product is annotated as netrin 1. Gene Ontology annotation, cellular component: basement membrane. Gene Ontology annotation, molecular function: protein binding. The record is from RefSeq and is a predicted model, not a curated record. NCBI's taxonomy places the organism in Eukaryota, Metazoa, Chordata, Mammalia, Rodentia, Cricetidae. Gene Ontology annotation, biological process: dendrite development; tissue development; animal organ morphogenesis.